This is a messenger RNA of Panicum hallii, 3403 nucleotides long. Its product is annotated as 5'-3' exoribonuclease 4. Gene Ontology annotation, biological process: nuclear-transcribed mRNA catabolic process. The transcript is spliced from 22 exons. Lineage: Eukaryota; Viridiplantae; Streptophyta; Magnoliopsida; Poales; Poaceae. The record is from RefSeq and is a predicted model, not a curated record. Gene Ontology annotation, molecular function: zinc ion binding; 5'-3' RNA exonuclease activity; RNA binding. Bases 1 to 2970 code for a protein of 989 amino acids. Gene Ontology annotation, cellular component: nucleus.
AUGGGAGUCCCGGCGUUCUACCGGUGGCUGGCGGACCGCUACCCGCUGACCGUGUCGGACGCGGAGGAGGAGGAACCCGUGGAGCUCGAGCCCGGCGCCUUCGUCCCCGUCGACCUCCGCCGCCCCAACCCCAACGGCCUCGAGUUUGACAACCUCUACCUCGACAUGAAUGGCAUCAUUCACCCCUGCUUCCACCCCGAAGGCCGGCCGGCGCCCACCACAUACGACGAGGUGUUCAAGUCGAUUUUUGAUUACAUCGACCACCUCUUCGGCCUUGUCCGCCCCAGGAAGCUCCUCUACAUGGCAAUUGAUGGUGUUGCUCCAAGGGCGAAAAUGAAUCAGCAGAGGUCCAGGCGAUUCCGGGCUGCAAAGGACGCGGCUGAUGCGGCAGCCGAGGAGGAGAGGCUGAGGAAGGAAUUUGAGGCAGAGGGUAGGACUCUAGCCCAGAAGGAGAAGUCGGAGGCAAUUGACUCGAAUGUCAUUACUCCCGGGACGCAAUUCAUGUUUGUACUAUCUACGGCGCUUCAGUACUACAUACAAUUGAGAUUAAAUCAUACCCUUGGAUGGCAGUCUGUCAAGGUAAUAUUGUCUGAUUCCAAUGUCCCUGGAGAGGGAGAGCACAAAAUUAUGUCAUACAUCCGCCUGCAGCGCAAUCUUCCUGGAUUUGAUCCCAAUACACGCCAUUGCUUAUAUGGCCUGGAUGCUGAUUUGAUUAUGCUUGCACUGGCAACUCACGAGGUCCACUUCUCAAUUUUAAGAGAGGUGAUCUCCAUGCCAGGGCAACAAGAAAAAUGUUUUCUAUGCGGUCAAGUUGGGCAUUUGGCUGCUGAAUGCAGAGGCCCUAGCCAGGCUGAUAAUUCUGUGGAGCUACCUCCUAUUCAUAAAAAGAAGUACCAGUUUCUUAACAUAUGGGUGCUGCGUGAAUACCUGGCGAAGGAUUUGGAAAUCGUAGAUGCUCCCUUCAAGAUAAACUUUGAACGCCUUAUCGAUGAUUUUGUGUUUAUGUGUUUCUUUGUUGGCAACGACUUUCUGCCUCACAUGCCAACUUUGGAAAUUCGUGAGGGUGCCAUUAACCUUCUCAUGAGUAUCUACAGGGCGGAGUUCACAUCAAUGGGUGGCUACCUCACUGAUGGGGGCGAGGUUGUAUUGGACCGAGUGGAACAUUUCAUUCAGUCUGUUGCUGUCAAUGAAGAACAAAUUUUCCAGAAACGUGCACGCAUUCAACAGGCACGCGAGAACUAUGAAGAGAGAAACAAAAUACAGAAGGAAAAUUCUGAGGAGAACCAAUAUGUGGACAAGGUCAAGUUAGGAGAGCCAGGAUACAGGGAGCGGUACUAUGCAGAGAAAUUUAAAGAAGAGGCAGAAUCAAAACCCAUCGCUCAAGUUCGGAGAGAUGUUGUCCAGAAAUAUGUGGAAGGUCUUUGUUGGGUUAUGAGAUACUACUAUCAAGGUGUUUGUUCCUGGCAGUGGUUCUAUCCAUAUCAUUAUGCGCCUUUUGCAUCUGACUUAAAAGACUUGGCUGAAUUGGAGAUAACAUUUUUCUUGGGUCAACCUUUCAAGCCAUUUGAUCAACUCAUGGGGACACUACCAGCUGCAAGCUCCAAUGCACUGCCAAAAUACUAUGGUGAUUUAAUGACCGAUCCAAAUUCACCUUUGAGAUCAUUCUAUCCCAAAGAUUUUGAGAUAGACAUGAACGGUAAACGUUUUGCAUGGCAGGGUGUUGCAAAAUUGCCUUUUAUUGACGAAAUGCGUUUGCUUGCUGAGACGAGAAAACUAGAAGAUACAUUGACAGAAGAAGAGAAAUUCAGGAAUCGGACAAUGUUUGACAUCAUAUAUGUUCGGGACUCUCAUCCAUUGACUGCUCAGAUUGCGUUUCUGUAUCAAAUGUACAACCAUCUACCAAGAACAGAUCCUUAUGUUAUACCCAUUGACCCUGCUGCUAGUGGUGGAAUGAAUGGGUUCCUUUGUUUAUCUGAAAGGAACUGGUAUUGCAUCACUGUAACAUCUCCAGUUAAGGGGUUCAACGGCAUUGCCCAAAACAGAGUUUUGAAUGCUACCUACCUUAAUCCUCAAUAUCACAAACACAUCCCGGAGCCCCCAAUGGGGGUCAUCGUACCUGCAAAGAUAUUGAAACCUAGUGAUUUCAAACCCUUUCCUGUAUUGUGGCAUGAAGACAAUAGUCGCCGGCAAGCAAGAGACAGGCCUCAGGUUUCUGGAGCUCUGUCAGGUUCUCUCUUAGGAGAAGCUGCACACCGUCUGGUGAAAAACUCCCUCCAGAUCAGAUCUGGCAGCGCUGCCGGGCUACUUGAUAUGCCUUAUAGAGGUGCACCCUAUGGCCUUGGAAACAGACCAAGGCCUGCCGGACCAUUGGGAUAUGAGAGGGGUUUUGUGGACAAUUCAUACCAUCCACACAUGUCCAGAAGUGUCCCGAACUCUCAUCCUCAAUUCUUUGGUGAUGCUCAAGCUAACAGACAGCCUAUGCGGAUACUGGAACGUCCAAACUCCCGAAGCCAUGAAGCUAGUAUCCGCGCAUCAAUGUCAAAACUGACAAUCCAUGAAGGGCCAAGGCCUCAUCAGAAUAACAUGAUGCAGAAUUCCGGGUAUUGGUCCAAUCAACCACAUCCUAAUCACUAUGCUGGACCCCCACCCCAGCGCCCCAUGCAGAACAUCAAUGUUACACAUCAGCGGCCUUUCCAAACUGGAGGAUUCCCGCAGCAGCGACCAGUAAAUGGGGUUCCACCACCAUUACCUCCCAGUAACUGGAUUGGCAAGCAACCAAGUGGAGGCCCCACGGGUGUACCUGCAAAGCAUGAUCCGAGGACAGUCCUGGAUAGGCAGCCGAAGCAGGAUAACCCGAGAUCACAACAGGAUAAGAGACAACAGGCUACGAAGGUAUACCGUGUCAAAACCCAAGCUACUAAUGGUAAUGGUCUGUCAGAGUCGGGUAAACAGGAAGAACCCACAGCAUAACUUUGCUGCCCAGCUCCUGGAAAUUCGCACGCCGUGUUUAAUGUGUGUGGGCAUCCUGCUGCCAGGAGAUAAACAAUCUCUUGGUGUAAGCAGGCAUUGUUUUUCUUGUAUCCCUGUAAUUUUCCAUUGAUGAAUUGUUUUGUUGUAUUACAUGGAAAGGAGUUGAUUACAUUUAUGACAAGGGAUUUAGAAAAAAACCUUGUUAGUUGUUAGGACAGGAUAUGGGAAAAGCACUGCUGUAGUGAAGCUGUUAGGUGGAUAGCUGAAAAACUGUUUUGUGCUGACCGCUGAAUAAUCUCCCCCGCCCCACGCGACGGAUGAAUCACCUGCCCACCCGUAUCUUGUGAAAGAGUUGGGGGGCAGGUAUUCUUGGCCCUUCCGUGGAGCGAAGGUAAAUAAACCUUGACAUCAAGUUUCUGUUGUGUGGCAACCA